UCCUUCCCCUCAGCUACCAUUCCCAGCCUAGCUAUUGCAUGUAUUAGCUCGGUGACGCAGCAGCAAGCCACGAGCUACCUGAGCUGAUUUGGUAUACAUAUAUAUACACAACUGGAUGGAGACAGACCCGCCGUCGUGGUUCCAUGCGCAGACGGCGCCGACGGCGCGCGUGGACGGCAAGACGGUGCGGCUGUUCCAGUGCCUCUUCUGCGACAAGACGUUCCUCAAAUCGCAGGCGCUGGGCGGCCACCAGAACGCGCACCGCAAGGACCGCGUCGGCGGCUUCAGCGACCCCUACGGCGAUGGCUUAUUCGGAGGCGCCACCCGGUCCACCGGGGCGCCGUGGGAUUCUGCCUCCGGCCGGUCUAUGUGCGCUAACAUCGCUUCCCACCGGAGUGGCGCGCCGGCGUCGACAUCAGCAGCCGAUGCGUCCAGGUUGGAGAGGUGGGGCGGCAGGGCUCCACGCAUGGCGGAGCGCGCAAUUCUCCUGGGGUCAUCGGAAGCUCGAGACGGCGUGGUAAGGGCCUCCGAGGACAGCGACGCCGAUGAGACCCUUGACCUGGAGCUGCACCUCUAGCAAGCGUCGCGUACCUGCUAGUGCCAUCUUGCAAAGGGGCUGUCGUCCAUCAAUUUCAACACUGAGGCCGAAGAAAUUAAUCUGUGUCGGCGAUCGGAGUUGAUCAUAUAUACAGCGACGUCGGCUACUCUUUGUACAUUUGUGUGUCCUUGCAAUCGACAUACUACUGCUCCUAGUCCUAGCUCCUAGAUCUGUGGUUUCAUGCCUUACUAUAUUGGUAUAUGCGAACGGAAACCGUAUGUACUGUAAUAGGUACACUCGUACGGCAUGUAAAACCAGCUCGGUCGUACGUAAUACUCCACGAAUGAGUAUCACCUGUAGUGGUAGUACACUACAUGAAUGAGCCGCUGUUGCUUCCCCGUUCUCAA
Lolium perenne is the source of this 945-nucleotide messenger RNA. RefSeq lists its product as uncharacterized. Lineage: Eukaryota; Viridiplantae; Streptophyta; Magnoliopsida; Poales; Poaceae. The record is from RefSeq and is a predicted model, not a curated record. Gene Ontology annotation, molecular function: DNA-binding transcription factor activity.